UCAUGUUCUCUUCAAUACUCUUCGGUUUCUCAAACCCCAAUCCUUGUCUGAUCUUGAUAUUCUUCUUGUUCACCUGUCACCAUCUUCCUUGUGCUCUAAGUCAACCCGACCUUAAGUUUUGUGAUAACCUGUUUCAGUGUGGGAAUAUAACAGCGGGGUUUCCUUUCUGGGGAGAGGCUCGACCAGAACCUUGUGGUCAUCCUUCUUUGGGGCUUCACUGUUCCUCAAACUCGAACAAGACUUACUUUAUUUUCUCAGGUCAGAUGUACACUGUCCUUUUCCUAGACAACUCAACUAACACCCUUGGGCUUGCGAGGCAAGACUUUUUAGCUGGAUCAUUUUGCAAUUCUACAUUAACCGGUACAACGUUGACUCAUGAACUCUUUCAGCUUUCGCCGGAGUACACGACCCUCUUUGUUUAUUAUCUCUGCGAAACCCAUCUUACCAACCCCGCAAAUUUCAAAUGUCCAAAGAUUGGUAUUGCCUCAUUGCAUCGGAGCAAGGAAAAUCAUAAAAAGUGUUCUGCGAGUUUCAACAUCACUGUUCCCACAAGUUAUGCUCCAGAGAUGAAAAUUCUGAACUUGACCCGUUUACAAAGUGUUCUCAAAAAGGGAUUUGAGGUGAAAAUGAGGAUUGAUGGAAGACCGUGUCAAGAAUGUAAAUCCACUGGUGGAGUCUGCGGCUACAAUGUUGGCACUUCUGUUUGCUGCAAGAGAAAGUCUUCAUCAAAGAUCAUAUGCAAUCGAAUGAUUCCACCUGAACUCAGUGAGGCAAAGAAAAAAAGAGAAAACACAACAGCAAAGAAACUAGGAAUAGGAUUCGCUGGUGGUUUCUUGGGUGCCACUCUUUUAGCAGGAGCUGUACUCUGUUUCAUCCGGAGAAGAAAGAAACUGGCAGCUCAAAACAUAAGCAAAGGCCUUUCAAGAACAUCUCCGUUUUCAAGCAAUAACACAAUGUCCACCACUCUAACUUCCACAACAAUUUCCGGAAGCAACCACUCUCUCAUGCCGUCAAUCUCCAACCUUGCAAAUGCAAGCGUCUACUUCGGAGUUCAAGUCUUCAGCUAUGAAGAACUCGAGGAAGCCACUGCAAAUUUCUCUAGAGAGCUUGGAGAUGGAGGAUUCGGUACUGUCUACUAUGGCAUACUAAAGGACGGACGAGCAGUAGCUGUAAAACGACUCUUCGAGAGAUCACUAAAACGAGUGGAGCAGUUCAAGAACGAGAUCGAUAUCUUGAAGUCCUUGAAACACCCGAACCUAGUGAUUCUAUAUGGAUGCACGACAAGACAUAGCAGAGAGCUACUCUUAGUGUAUGAAUACAUUUCUAAUGGCACACUCGCUGAUCAUCUCCAUGGAGACCAAGCACAGUCUCGUCCUAUUUGCUGGCCUGCAAGACUCAACAUCGCCAUUCAAACCGCUAGUGCAUUGUCCUUUCUCCAUGCCUCAGGAAUCAUACACAGAGAUGUGAAGACUACAAACAUUCUUCUAGAUAGCAACUACCAAGUGAAAGUAGCUGACUUUGGUCUCUCCCGGUUGUUUCCGACGAAUCAAACUCAUAUCUCCACCGCCCCGCAAGGAACUCCGGGAUAUGUUGAUCCCGAGUAUUACCAAUGUUACCGUCUCAACGAGAAGAGCGACGUUUACAGCUUCGGAGUCGUCCUCUCUGAGCUGAUCUCAUCCAAAGAAGCAGUCGAUAUCAGUCGGCAUCGCCACGAUAUCAACCUCGCGAACAUGGCCAUCUCCAAAAUCCAAAACGACGCCGUUGACGAGCUGGUCGACCUGACUCUCGGGUUCGCGAGGGACCCUGCGGUGAAGAGGAUGAUGAUGUCGGUUGCUGAGCUGGCGUUCCGGUGUUUGCAACAGGAGAGGGAAGUCCGGCCGUCGAUGGAUGAGAUAGUCGAGGUGUUGAAAGGGAUUCAGAAGGAAGGGAUGCGAGAUUUUCCGGAGGUGGUGGAGAUUGAUGUGAGGGGAGGAGAUGACGUUGUGUUGCUAAGGCACGGUGUUCCGCCGCCGUUAUCGCCGGUGACUGAGAAAGAGACGAGUAGUUCGAAUACUACGGCGAGUUCGUUUUGAGAGACUCUGGACCUCAACGAGGGUUAGGUGUAAGUAAAACAUCAACCAUUGUGAAUUCCACCGUUUCAAUUUUAUUUUACCUGACGUCAGACUUUUUGACUCUUUUGUGUUUUCUAUUCUUGUGGUAUUUUCACGGAAAGACUAUACGAUAUAUUCACUGUUUCAAAAUGUAAAAAUUUAGUUGACAAUAUAAGUAUCUUUUUUC
Molecule: messenger RNA, 2277 nt
Organism: Eruca vesicaria subsp. sativa (arugula)
Lineage: Eukaryota; Viridiplantae; Streptophyta; Magnoliopsida; Brassicales; Brassicaceae
Source: the annotation of a GenBank genome assembly